AUGGCGGCAGGACGUUUUGUAAAUAGAGAAGUGAGAGAAGUGGUCAUACCAAGGCCAAGGCUUAUAAUGGAUCGCCAGAACCCCCUAGAGCUCCUUUCAGAUGAAGAAGUGUUCCGGCGUUUUCGAUUUCGGCCGGACACCAUCGUAUAUAUCGUUGGUCUGGUGGCGGAUUCCAUUACCCAUAGAACGCUCAGAAGCGUGUCCCUCCCACCCCUGUUGCAAGUCCUUAUUUGUUUGAGGUUCUUGGCGACAGGGGCCUUCCAACAAUUGAUAGGCGACUCUGUUAAGAUUUCUCAGCCGACAGUCAGUAGAGUUGUGCGGCGAGUUGUCGGUGCCCUUGCAAGAAGAAUCCGUAAUUUUGUCACAUUCCCGAGAGGAGAAAACGGAAACAGAACAAAGCAAGAGUUUGGGGCAAUUGCAGGUUAG
This is a messenger RNA of Pecten maximus, 426 nucleotides long. RefSeq names its product putative nuclease HARBI1. The record is from RefSeq and is a predicted model, not a curated record. The coding region runs from base 1 to 426 and encodes 141 amino acids. NCBI's taxonomy places the organism in Eukaryota, Metazoa, Mollusca, Bivalvia, Pectinida, Pectinidae. The transcript has a single exon.